Drosophila gunungcola (fruit fly) is the source of this 2121-nucleotide messenger RNA. RefSeq lists its product as uncharacterized. The record is from RefSeq and is a predicted model, not a curated record. The coding region runs from base 90 to 2027 and encodes 645 amino acids. Lineage: Eukaryota; Metazoa; Arthropoda; Insecta; Diptera; Drosophilidae. The transcript has 2 exons.
UCUAGAUACCUCUAACAAAAAUUUGACUGCCUUACAAAAUAUUUAUCUUGUUUUUCUUCAACAAAAAAGUCCGAAAAUAAAAUUGUCCAAUGGGUUAUAACCUAUUAUUGAUUGAGGUGAAGAAGAUAGCGUUAAACAUCAUAUUAGUCUGCAUAAUUUUCCUCCUGCUGUAUUUGCAAUAUAACCGAGAGCCUUUAAAAACCAAUGAGGAAGUUCAGCCGCCCCUGGAAGGCAAGUCGGGAAAAAGGGGGUUGUUCGUGAAUACGUCACAAUGCCGGAUAUUCUCAAUGGAUUCCCUGUCGCCCAUCGCAAUGUACCAUAUGACGCAGAUGCCGAUAUACUGGUGCUAUAUGAUAAAGCUGAUUGAGCCGAUAAUAAAAGGCGGACGAAAUUACCUACAUCUGGCCGCUAGCCAGAAAAAACUUUGGAAGAAGCUCGGUGUAAGAAGGAUUAGCGAAAUCUCCUGCGCCUACAAACGUUUCGUGCGGAAAAACGAUUUUGAAAAUAUGUACUUGGAAUCGAAACUCUUUGGCUUUAGCAGGUGGACUAAUUACACCGAGGUAAUGUCGGGUAACAUAACUCUGCGGGUCUGGUGCUGGUUGGAUUAUGGUCGUCUAGUGUUUCACGACGUCCUGAUGUUCAUUCCAAUGCCAAAAAUACAGAAAACAAAGCCUGCCAAUUUGGAAGCCGUAAAACGCCUUUCCGUUUUGAUCCUGGGCAUCGACUCUAUUUCGCACAUGCAUUACCAGCGCUACUUCACCCGAGUAAUGGACUUUGUGGACGGUUUGCCGCACACGGAGCUAUGGGGCUACAAUCGCGUUGGCGUGAACUCGUAUCCGAAUCUGAUGCCCCUUUUGAGCGGCCAGAGUGCGGACGAGAUGGAGGCUCGGAGUGGAUGCUUUGGGGCAAACAAUAGGACAAACUACGACCGAUGCCACCUUUUGUGGCACGAAUUCGAGGCGGCUGGUUACGCGACGAUGUUUGGCGAGGACACCCGCAUUGGAGGCACAUUUACCUAUGCAAAGCCCGGUUUUAUGAAGAGGCCCACUGAUUUUUAUUUGCGCAGUGUGAUGAACGAGAUUCACAAGAAUACUAAAUAUGUGGCGCGAGGUGCAGAUGAGAUCACCUGCAGUGGUGAUCGAGUUUAUCACCAUGUACUGUACGAAUUCAUCUACCGUCUGCUGCCGCAUAUGCAGGCGAGAUGUUGGGAUAGGGGAUUUUUUGCCUUUUUCUGGCAGACAAUGGGCGUACACGAUUAUUUUCAGUACGGCGAACAAACGGAUCUGCAGUACUAUUUACUCUUGAAAGCGUUGCAAAGACGCAAAAUCCUCGAAAGAUCCUUGGUGCUGCUCUUGUCCGAUCAUGGUCUGCGUUUUGGUCCUUUUGUGAAAACGUUCCAGGGCAUGCGAGAGACCUCGCUGCCAACGAUGGUGGCUAUAUAUCCGCAAUGGCUCGAUCGCCGAUUUCCGCUGGCCGUGGCAAAUCUUCGGACCAACGCUCACCGUCUGGUGACCACUUACGAUAUCCACGAGACUCUUAAGGAUGUGGUCAACCUGGAGAACCUCAGCGACGAGCGGAUUCGCAGUCGCACUCUGCGACUGCGGAACGAUCACAACGUCUCCUUGUUUUUGCCAAUUCCCGAGGAGCGAAGUUGCUUUUCCGCCCGCAUACCGUUGCACUUUUGCGAGUGCGAUGGAUUCGUCAAGAUACCAUGGAACAUCCGAAGCGUUCAGCAGAUCGCCAAGUUUGCCGUAGCGAGGAUAAAUGAGCUGUUGAUACCCUAUAAGCAGUGUCAUCAGCUGGAGCUGCUUAGAGUGGAGGACGCCUACCUGCGAAAACAGCACGUAGAAUACGAAACGAUCACCGUGCGCCUGGUGACAGAGCCAGGAUAUAGUCACUUCGAUGCCACCGUUCUCUCCAAGAACGAAAGCUCACUGCAAGGAGCAAUUACGCGGACGGACCGACACAAAGAUCAAUCCUUUUGCGCCCGAGAAGCGCCCAUCGAGAUCUACUGCUACUGUCCCUAGAUUUAACUUUUUGAUUGAAUUCGAUUUCAAAAAUAAAUGGUUUCAAUGUUGUCCGUUGAAAUAUGAACUCUUACUUGCAUAAAUAAACAUCGAA